GAAAUUUUACAAAUCGAAAAAAAUGAUAUUAAAAUUAUAAAGAAAAAUCUUUUUAAUAAACUUGAAUCACUCAGUGAUUUACAAUUAAUAGAAAAUAAUAUUAUGACAAUUGAAGAUAAGUCAUUUGAUAAUUUGCGUAAUAUUGAGACAAUAACUUUAACACUAAAUGAAUUUUCUAAUAAGUCAUUAUCUUCAAAAUUAUUAAUUAAUAAAAAUAAACUUGUAACAUUUCAUCUCAAUGAAAAUAGAAAAAAUUUAACAACACUGCCAAAUAAAUUUUUAGCAAAUUUGCAUGAACUUAAAGUUGUUUAUAUUAAUGAUAAUAAUUUAAUUUAUUUACCAGAAGAUUUAUUUUUAAAUUCAACUCCAAAAGAAUUGCAAGGAUCUUUUGUUGAGGGUUUAGAUUCAAGUUAUAUAAAUUGUCCAAUUGUUGAUAAUAAUAUUGUUAAUACUCCUGUUAACAAUGCUGCUAAUAGUUCUGUUAAUAAUCCUUCUAAUAAACCUAAUUAUAAUGCUGAUAAAUCUGUUAAUAACACUUCCAAUAAUAUUGCUAAUAAUAAUGAUGAUAAAAAUUCAGAUACAUCAUCAAACAAGUGGUUAAUUGGUAGUUGUAUAUUUUUAUCAGUAAUAAGUAUUUUAUGUUGUGUUGUAAUUGUUAUUUAUCAUUUUUAUCAUCAUGAAAUUAAAAUAUGGCUUUAUGAUAAAAAAUUGUGUUUAUGGUGGGUUACAGAAUAUGAAGUUGAAAAGAGUAAAAAUUAUGAUGCAUUUAUAAGUUAUUCAGAUAAGGAUAGAGAUUUUGUUAUUAACAAUUUAAUAAAUAAAUUAGAAAAUGGAGGUCAAUAUAAGUUGUGUGUACAUUAUCGUGAUUGGCCAGCUGGUGAAUGGAUACCUGAUCAAGUUAUACGUUCAGUUAUUAAUUCAAAAAGAACUGUUGUUAUAUUAUCUAAAAAUUUUUUAAGUAGUGAAUGGGCUAAAUUAGAAUUUCGUACAGCUUAUUGUCAUGCUAUGAAAAAUAAUAAAAAAAAAGUUAUUAUUGUUAUUUAUGGUGAUGUACCAUCUGCUGAUUUACUUGAUGAUGAAUUACGUGAGUAUUUGUAUAUGAAUACAUAUGUUAAAUGGGGUGAUCCAUGGUUUUGGCAAAAAUUAAAAUAUGCUCUUCCACAUUGUAGAUAG
Molecule: messenger RNA, 1173 nt
Organism: Aphidius gifuensis
Lineage: Eukaryota; Metazoa; Arthropoda; Insecta; Hymenoptera; Braconidae
Product: toll-like receptor Tollo
Exons: 3
Biological process (GO): innate immune response; toll-like receptor signaling pathway
Cellular component (GO): membrane
Molecular function (GO): protein binding; transmembrane signaling receptor activity
Source: RefSeq, a predicted model, not a curated record